Molecule: messenger RNA, 1398 nt
Organism: Morone saxatilis (striped sea-bass)
Lineage: Eukaryota; Metazoa; Chordata; Actinopteri; Moronidae
Product: actin filament-associated protein 1-like 1
Cellular component (GO): cytosol
Molecular function (GO): SH3 domain binding
Source: RefSeq, a predicted model, not a curated record
CACUGAGGCUGACAGAGCUCCGCUGUCUGUGGCGAGCACAUGUGAAUAACCGUCGCUUUUAAAUGAAACAACUAAGGGAUUAUUACUGGAAAUAAAAAAAAAAUAUAUAUAGAUAUAUCAAAACGGACAUGGACUCCAAGCGCCAAAGUGUGGUAAUGGAACGACUUGUAAACGAGCUAGGCUCUCUGCUGAAGAUGCUGGACCGUGAGACGGUCAGUCCUGCCACUGCUGACAAGAUGGCGUCGAUACGUAACAUCCUGGACUCGCUGCAGCUGUCAGUCAAUGGAUCAGACGUCUACAUGAACAGCUGUCUCUAUGGCAACGGCACCAGUUUUGUAGAGUCUCUAUUUGAGGAUUUUGACUGUGAUUUGCACAUGCUCAGUGCAUCUCCAGUGGAGCAGAAGGAGCACAAAGAGGAAGAGGAGAAGACUCAUCCUAAUAAAUCUACACCGACUGAUACACCCCCUCCUCUGCCAACCACGCCCCUUCCAGAUGACUACUAUGAAGAGGCUGUUCCUCUAGAUCCUGGAUCAACCCCUCAGUACUUCACCACCAAUAUGAACACUUCAAGGAACUCUGUGGAGGAUGCUUACUAUGAAGAUGCAGACAAUAACUACCCCACUACCAGAAUUAAUGGACCACCUAAAAACUCCUACAAUGACUCAGAUGCUCUGAGCAGCUCCUACGAGUCUUACGAAGAAGAGGAAGAAGAGGCCAAAGGACGGGACCAACCGCAGAGAUGGACGGCUGAGGAGAACCCAGAAGGACCAGUUAGAGAUUGCCGCAUCUGUGCCUUCCUGCUGCGAAAGAAACGCUUCGGCCAGUGGGCUAAACAGCUAGUCGUUGUCCGAGACAAUAAACUGCAGUGCUAUAAGAGCAUCAAAGAGAGUACUCCGCACACAGAGCUCCCGCUGAAUUUGUGCAACGUCAUCUAUGUUCCAAAGGAAGGCCGGAAAAAGAGACACGAGCUGCGCUUCUCGUUGCCUGGAGGCGAAGCUCUAGUCUUGGCUGUUCAGAGUAAAGAGCAGGCCCAGAGAUGGCUCAAGGUGGUGCAAAAUGUUGGCAGCCAAUGUAGCAACACUGAAGGACUGGAAGGAUCCACUUCUCCCAUUAUACAAAGGAAACUGGAACUUGAUAAGGUGCUGCAGUGUGACCGGCAGGCAUCAGACUCAGACAGCGGGCCAACUGCAGACAGUCAGUCCACUGUACAGGGACCAGGACGGGAUACCACUGACUCUCUGAACAGGGGGAAGCGCGGAGCGUUUUCAGAGCUGACGGGGUCGAUGAGCCGAGCAGCAGGGAAGAAAAUCAAUCGGAUCAUCACUUUCUCCAAACGGAAACCUCCCUUACCUGGAGAGCCUCCCUUGUCUUCUGGUCACCAUGACAACCCACGCUGUG